Molecule: messenger RNA, 1848 nt
Organism: Pipistrellus kuhlii (Kuhl's pipistrelle)
Lineage: Eukaryota; Metazoa; Chordata; Mammalia; Chiroptera; Vespertilionidae
Gene: RIOX2
Product: ribosomal oxygenase 2
Exons: 11
Coding region: 81-1556 (491 amino acids)
Cellular component (GO): nucleolus
Molecular function (GO): histone H3K36 demethylase activity; histone H3K4 demethylase activity
Source: RefSeq, a predicted model, not a curated record
CGCCCCGCCCCACCCCGCCCGGCGCAACAGGCCCCGGCCGGCGGCUCGGCGAGCUCGGGAAGACGCAGGGAGGACGGACGAUGCCGAAGAAAGCAGAGCCCGCGGGGACCGGGCAGGAGGGGGGGCCCGCGCCCUGCAAACGGCCGAAGCGGGAGGCGGCUGGGGGGCCCUGCCCGCUGAACUUCGACAGCCCCGGUGGGUUCUUUGAAAGUCUAAUCUCGCCCAUCAAGACAGAGACCUUUUUCAAGGAGUUCUGGGAGCAGAAGCCCCUGCUCAUCCAGAGGGAGGACUCUGCACUGGCCGCGUAUUACCAGGCCCUGUUCAGGCUGACGGACCUGAAGGGGCUGUGCGGCCGGGGCCUGGCCUACGGCCGGGAUGUGAACGUCUGCCGCUGCGUCCACGGGAGGAAGAAGGUGUUGAAUAAGGAGGGCAAGGUGCACUUCCUCCAGCUGAGGAGAGACUUUGAUCAGAAAAGGGCGACGAUUCAGCUGCACCAGCCCCAGCGGUUUAAGGAUGAACUCUGGAGGAUCCAGGAGAAGCUGGAAUGCUACUUUGGCUCCCUGGUUGGCUCGAAUGUGUACAUAACGCCUGCCGGCUCGCAGGGCCUGCCGCCCCACUACGAUGACGUCGAGGUGUUCAUCCUGCAGCUGGAGGGGCAGAAGCACUGGCGCCUGUACCCCCCCACCGUGGCCCUGGCGCGCGCGUACAGCCUGGAGGCGGAGCACAGGCUCGGGCGGCCCGCGCUGGAGUUCACGCUGAAGGCUGGCGAUUUGCUGUACUUUCCCCGAGGGACCAUCCACCAGGCGGACACGCCGCCGGGGCUGGCCCACUCCACUCACCUGACCAUCAGCACCUACCAGAGCAGUUCGUGGGGAGAUUUCCUUUUGGACGCCGUCUCGGGGCUCGUGUUUGAUGCCGCAGAGGAAGAUGUGGAGUUCCGGGCCGGCAUUCCCCGGCAGCUGCUCCUGCAGGUGGAAGCCACAGCCGACGCGAGGAGGCGGCUGAGCGGCUUUCUGCGGACGCUGGCAGACCGCCUGGAAGGCACCCACCAGCCGCUCUCCUCGGACAUGAAGAAGGACUUCGCCAUGAGCAGACUCCCCCCCUUCCACGGGGGAGACGGAGCGGCGCUGUGCACGCCGGGCUCCAUGAGGAUGUCAGCUAUAGCAUCACUACAAACGUCAGGGGAAGAAGUAAAUGCCCGGGUUGGACUCACUGCACGUUGUGGACAGUUGCCGAGGUUGGACAGCAUCGUGAGGCUGCGCCACAAAGACCACAUGGUCCUCACGGUGAUGCCGGAUCAGGGUGGGUCUGAUGAAACUCAAGAAAAGAUGGUUUACAUCUACCAUUCCUUACAGAACAGGAGGGAGACGCACAUGAUGGGGAACGAGGAAACAGAGGCGCACGGACUCCGCUUUCCUCUCUCCCACGUGGAUGCUCUGAAGCAAAUUUGGAACAGCUCAGCGAUCGCUGUCAAGGACCUGAAACUCGCUACCGACGAGGAAAAGGAGAGCCUGGCCUUGUCUCUCUGGACGGAAUGUUUACUCCAGGUGGUCUAGCUCCGCUCGCACAGAGUCCGGACUUCAUGGACACAGGAAAGCAGACAUUCACCUGCUGGGGCCCCGGCUGCUCUGAGUAUCAGACGGGGCUGGAGGGAUGGUUACAUACAACUGGACUACGUGUGUCCUAGUAACCGGAGACCCGCGCGUUACAGUGUCCAUGUGCAUUAAAGGACGAAUGGCACGGUGCUGAGCGUCCUAGAAAGUGGCAGAACCAUGCUUUUGACAAGUUUAUUUAAUCCAGUGUGGUAGGAAAGGCACAACGACAAUAAACGUAUCAUUUACACUUAAA